UUAAAAAAAUCAUGGCUAACAGCUUUGACUUCUUUGAGAGAAAAGAGAAGAGCCAAAAAGGAGAGGCUCAAAUUCUUUCUUGUAUAUGAAGACUCUUUGUAAGAAAAUGUUUGAUUCCGUAAGCCUAUACAGGCUUUAAGUUUCUCAGAUUCACUUCGCUUUUCCCUCCUUUCCUAGAAAAUCUUUUAUCCUUUGAACGUUUAAAAUCUUUUGGCCUUAGCUUCUUCAAACUCACUCAUCUUGGAACAUACUAUUUGCAUAGAAAACAUGGUCCCUCUCGUUGUUUUGACACUCUUCUCUCUUCUAAGCACCACUUGUUCAACUUCAUUAGUUAAUGACUUUCAUGUCUUGGUCAAGCUCAAGAAAGGGUUUCAGUUCCCUGAACCUCUCUUAAGCUCGUGGAAUUCUUCGAACCCAAGUUCGGUUUGUUCUUGGGCAGGAAUAGAAUGCGCCUGGGGGCGAGUUGUUUCAUUGGACUUGACAUAUAUGAAUAUGUGCGGCUCUGUUUCACCUCAGAUUUCGAGACUUGAUAGGCUAACCAACCUCUCUCUUGCAUGUAACAACUUCACUGGCAGCAUUGAGAUGGCAAAUUUAAGUGACCUUCGAUUUCUUAACAUUUCAAACAACCAGUUCAAUGGUCACCUGGAUUGGAACUAUGCAAGUAUCAGCAAUCUGGAAGUACUUGAUGCUUAUAAUAAUAACUUCACUGCUUUACUGCCACUUGGGAUUGUUGGCUUGAAGAAGCUCAAGUACUUGGACCUUGGUGGAAAUUAUUUCUAUGGCAAAAUUCCACCAAGCUAUGGAACACUAGUGGGAUUGGAGUAUCUUUCGUUAGCCGGAAAUGAUCUUGAGGGAAAAAUCCCUGGUGAGUUAGGCAAGCUCAUAAAGCUGAGAGAGAUUUACUUGGGGUAUUACAAUGUUUUCGAAGGAAGUAUCCCUUUGGAGUUGGGUAAUUUGGUAAAUUUAGUUCACAUGGAUCUCUCAAGUUGUGAACUGGAUGGUCCAAUUCCUCAGGAGUUGGGAAACCUGCAGUUGCUUGAUACUCUGUAUCUGCAUCUCAAUCAACUCUCGGGUCCAAUUCCUAAGCAGUUAGGCAACUUGACAAACUUGGUGAAUCUUGAUCUCUCCCACAAUGCACUCACUGGAGAAAUCCCAUCUGAGUUGGUCAAUCUUAAGCAGCUUAGGCUUUUCAAUCUCUUCAUGAACAGAUUACAUGGGUCUAUUCCAGACUAUGUAGCCGAUUUGCCUAAUUUGGAAACUCUGGGGCUUUGGAUGAACAGCUUUACUGGUGUGAUACCCGAGAAUCUUGGUCAAAAUGGGAAGCUGCAAUUGCUCGAUUUGUCCUCCAACAAGCUAACCGGUACGAUCCCACGAGACUUGUGUGCUUCAAAUCAGUUAAGGGUAUUAGUUCUCAUGAAAAAUUUCCUUUUUGGGACCAUUCCUGAAGGCCUGGAGAGAUGUUAUAGUCUCAGUAGAGUAAGGCUGGGGCAGAAUUACUUGAAUGGUGGUAUUCCAAAUGGAUUCAUCUACCUGCCUGAGCUAAACUUAGUAGAGUUGCAGAACAAUUACCUUACAGGAACAUUAUCUGAAAAUCGGAAUAGCUCCUUGAAACCUGUUAAGCUAGGCCUGCUUAAUUUGUCAAACAAUCUCCUUUCUGGUCCACUGCCAUAUUCAUUUUCCAACUUCACUUCUCUUGAAAUCCUUCUACUCGGUGGAAAUCAGUUCUCAGGUCCAAUACCAGCUUCUCUAGGUGAACUCAGGCAAGUACUGAAGCUUGAUCUUAGUAGAAACUUACUUUCUGGGAUUAUUCCACCAGUAAUUGGAAAUUGUGUCCAUCUAACAUACCUUGAUAUGAGCCGGAAUAACCUUUCAGGCUCAAUUCCACCUGAGAUUUCCAAUGUCCAUAUCCUGAGUUACUUGAAUGUAUCGAGGAACCAUUUUUGUCAAGCCAUACCAAGAAGCAUUGGUUCAAUGAAAAGCCUUACAGUUGCUGAUUUUUCUUUCAACGAUUUCUCUGGGAAGCUGCCAGAAUCCGGUCAAUUUGCUGUCUUUAACGCUUCAUCUUUUGCAGGCAAUCCUCAACUUUGUGGUUCUCUCCUGAAAAAUCCCUGCAAUUUCUCUGCCAUUACAAGGGCCCCCAGAAAGGCCCCUAGGAACUUUAAGUUAAUCUUCACACUAGGCCUGUUAAUAUGCUCUCUAAUAUUUGCCACUGCCGCCAUAAUCAAGGCCAAGUCAUUCAAGAAAAAUGGUACGGAUUCUUGGAAGAUGACAACAUUCCAAAAGCUGGAAUUUGCAGCUGCUGACAUCCUUGAAUGUAUUAAAGAUGGAAAUGUGAUUGGAAGAGGAGGUGCAGGGAUUGUUUAUCAUGGAAAAAUGCCUAAUGGUACAGAAAUUGCAGUAAAAAAACUUCUUGGCUUUGGCACUAGUAACCAUGAUCACGGUUUCAGAGCAGAAAUCCAGACACUUGGAAACAUUAGACAUAGAACCAUUGUCAGGUUGCUAGCAUUUUGCUCCAACAAAGAAACCAAUCUCUUGGUUUAUGAAUACAUGAGCAAUGGAAGCCUUGGAGAAGUUUUACAUGGGAAAAAAGGUGCAUUCUUGGGAUGGAACUUGAGGUGCAAAAUUGCAGCCGAAGCAGCAAAAGGCCUGUGCUAUCUUCACCAUGAUUGCUCACCAUUAAUCAUUCAUCGAGACGUAAAAUCAAACAACAUUUUGCUCAAUUCAACCUUUGAAGCACACGUUGCUGAUUUUGGAUUGGCCAAGUUUUUGAUCGAUGGGGCUGCAUCAGAGUGCAUGUCAGCUAUUGCAGGCUCCUAUGGCUACAUUGCUCCUGAAUAUGCAUACACACUGAGAGUGGACGAGAAAAGUGAUGUGUAUAGUUUUGGAGUGGUACUUUUAGAGUUGAUCACUGGCCGAAGGCCAGUGGGUGGAUUCAGUGAAGGUGUAGAUAUUGUCCAAUGGGUAAAAGGAGUGACAAAAUGUCGAAGAGAAGUUAUUGGAAUUGUUGAUCCAAGGCUGGCAAGUGUGCCCAAAGAUGAAGCAAUGCUCUUAUUGUUCAUUGCAAUGCUAUGUGUACAAGAAAAUAGCAUCGAACGUCCCACCAUGCGAGAGGUGGUUCAAAUGCUAUGGGAGUUCCCUCGACAUUCUCUGAAGUACCAAUCUUCAUCUUCAUUCAUUCAGUAUCAACAGGAAAAUCUUGAAGAAUAUCAGAAAAGUUAGGUAUUUGAGUUCAAUGAACUUGAAACCUUUUUUUCUUUCAAAUUUAGGGUUUUAUGGCGUUUUAAUUGAUUGUUAUAGUUUUCCAUUUGCAAAAUGUAUAUUAUAGAUAUUUGUCUCACAAGCUUUCACCUUUAGAUUUAAGGAUAAAAGAUUUGAUGA
Gossypium raimondii (Peruvian cotton) is the source of this 3378-nucleotide messenger RNA. RefSeq names its product leucine-rich repeat receptor-like serine/threonine-protein kinase BAM3. Gene Ontology annotation, biological process: protein phosphorylation. Gene Ontology annotation, molecular function: protein binding; ATP binding; protein kinase activity. Lineage: Eukaryota; Viridiplantae; Streptophyta; Magnoliopsida; Malvales; Malvaceae. Bases 268 to 3219 code for a protein of 983 amino acids. The record is from RefSeq and is a predicted model, not a curated record. The transcript is spliced from 2 exons.